Messenger RNA from Adineta steineri, 222 nucleotides. NCBI's taxonomy places the organism in Eukaryota, Metazoa, Rotifera, Eurotatoria, Adinetida, Adinetidae. The record is from the annotation of a GenBank genome assembly.
AUGAGUUAUACUGGAUGGAAUUCUACAAAUACUUUUGUCAACAACACAAAUGAAUAUCUUUCAAGAAAUAAUGAUAAUCCUCAUGAAGGUUAUGUGAAAAGAUGGAUUGAAAUAGGUCUUCAAAGAUGGGCUGACUCUGCUGAACGUUAUGUCUAUGAAAGAACGAAUCCACCGUAUAUCUAUAAUUAUAAUGAAGGUUAUCGUUCUUGGCGAUACAAAUAA